This is a messenger RNA of Coffea eugenioides, 1263 nucleotides long. Its product is annotated as serine carboxypeptidase-like 40. The transcript has 8 exons. Gene Ontology annotation, biological process: proteolysis. Gene Ontology annotation, molecular function: serine-type carboxypeptidase activity. Lineage: Eukaryota; Viridiplantae; Streptophyta; Magnoliopsida; Gentianales; Rubiaceae. The coding region runs from base 220 to 1263 and encodes 347 amino acids. The record is from RefSeq and is a predicted model, not a curated record. Gene Ontology annotation, cellular component: vacuole.
GGCCCCCAAGAUGGUUUGAAGGCAGCUGACAAGAUCACAGCGUUGCCAGGCGAACCAAAGGGCGUGAAUUUUGAUCAAUAUUCAGGGUAUGUAACUGUUGAUCCUAAGGCUGGUCGAGCUCUCUUCUACUAUUUUGCUGAGUCUCAAAAUCCAUCUACGAAGCCUCUGGUGCUCUGGCUAAAUGGAGGUCCUGGUUGCUCUUCACUCGGGGCAGGAGCUAUGAACGAACUCGGACCGUUUCGAGUUACUAAAGGCGGAAAAAUGCUGUGGAAAAACCCAUAUGCCUGGAACAAUGUGGCAAAUAUAAUUUUCCUGGAAUCUCCUGCUGGUGUUGGAUUUUCUUACUCAAACACAUCGUCAGAUUACAUCACCGGAGACACAAAAUCUGCUGCAGACGCUUACACAUUUCUAGUCAAUUGGUUAGAAAGAUUCCCAGAAUACAAAACCAGAGACUUCUUGAUGACCGGAGAAAGUUAUGCCGGCCAUUACGUGCCUCAACUUGCUCAAUUGAUCCUCCAUAACAACAAGAUAACUAACCACACUGUUAUUAAUUUGAAAGGAGUUGCUAUUGGUAAUGGAUACUACGAUAUUGAAGCACAAGCCAAUGGAUCUUAUGAUUAUUACUGGACACAUGCCCUAAUAUCUGAUGAAAUCCAUCAUGGUAUAGUUUCCAAUUGCAAUUUUUCCUCAGCGGAUCCACCUACAGAGGCUUGUCAAGCAUACCAAAGCCAAGCAAAUUCAGCUAUAGGCAAUAUCGAUAAUGACAAUAUUUAUGCUCCCUUGUGUUCUUCAAAUACUCCUCCAUGGAUAAAUGCGUAUGAUCCAUGCUCAUUUAAUUAUUCUUACACUUACCUGAAUACUCCUGCCGUGCAAAAGUCACUUCAUGCUAAUACAACUGGAAUCCCUGGACCUUGGGAGACCUGUUCUAAUUGGGAUGAUGAGCCAGACACAGUGUUACCUUUAAUCAAGGAGCUCACUUCAAGUGGCAUUAGCGUUUGGCUGUACAGCGGAGACACAGAUAGUGUAUGUUCUGUGACAACAACUAGGUACGCCUUGAACAAACUUGGGUUAUCCAUUAAAACUCCUUGGUAUGCUUGGUAUACUCAAGACGAGGUUGGUGGUUAUGCAGUGGAAUAUGAAAACUUAACCUUUGUUACAGUAAGGGGUGCUGGACAUCUUGUUCCGAGUUAUCAGCCUGCCCGGGCACUAACUUUGUUCGCAUCCUUCUUGGAUAGAAAGCUUCCACCUUCCAACCACAGCUAA